GCACGAUGCGCGCGUGGUCUGCGCACGACAACGCAUGAUGGCCGCUGCGCUGGGCAAGGAAUCCGGGAGCGGUGAUCGCGCUCGCGGCUGUUGUAACCGAAAUCUGAAUUUCACUCUUUCUCGGCGCACAUCGCUUCCAUGGAAAUUCCCACAAAUGUAUCGCAUUUUCCCAUCUAUACCGAAGAGGUACACAGAGCUUUGGCAUACAUAUAUGUGUAUAUGUGUGUCAUGGACGCAUGGAACCACGGAAACAUGUCGUGUAGUAUUAUGGCGCCAAAAUUUUACCGUACGCGUGGAUGGAUAAACAAUUAAUUUUUGCACCGAUGAACCGUGUUACGUUUUGAAAGUUUCACGCGCAUGGUGACGAGGUAUGAAAAAUAUCACGCAGUAUUUCGACGAUAGCGUUAAAUCUGUUAACGGUGCAACGAGUUGCGCUAACAAUGAAACGAUGAGGGAAGAAUACUCGCACGAUAAAAAAGGCUCGAGAGGGAAGCGUAGUCGUGUAAAAAUUAGAAUAUCCCGAUCGAGUACAAGCGAAAGGAUAUGUGACAUCGUAGAGAAUAGUAACGAUAUGAUCGACAAAACACCUAGUCCGUUCUCGAAGGAGAACGGUAAGAAUGAAAAUCAACGCGAUACACCGAAAAGAUCUUCAACUUUAAAAUCGAUAUUAGCAACGAGGAACAAAACGUUAACCGACAACGGCCAGAAUAUAAAUCAUAAGGGAUCAAACAAUUUUAAUGGUAGCAGUGACAGUGAUAACAGUAGUAACGAUGGUAAUAGCAAUGACAAGAAGAAGCAGAAGAAGCGGUUCAGUGAAGAUUGUCCCAAGGUUUGUUCGGAGACCGAUAAAAGAUUGAAAAAGGAACUGAUCGAUAAACUGGACGUUAGUAGAGACAGUCGCACGAGCGGAAAUAGUAAAGUCAAGGAUAAAAAAAUGAUCGAUGACGACACGAUGGAAUUAAUAAAUGUCGAUCCUAACGACGAGGGCGAAAGCGGUAAAGACGAAUGCUCGUCGAAUGCUUUUGCGAUUUUGAUGGGCCAUAAUAAGCCAGUGGCACAGUGUCCCGCGGCGCAAACGAAAUUCAGUCCCCCGGAUGCAAAAGCAGAUGCUAAAAGAUCGGAGGAAUGCAGGGAAAAAUUGAAACGUACCAAGGAAAGGCUCGAAGCUUUGGCCGAUAAAAGAGGACGUUCCAAGAGGAAAGUCGCGGAGAUGGAAGAAAGUGAAAAGAUAGAAGAAAUGAUAAAAGAUCGGCUAAAACUUUUCAAGGGAGAGAAGAAGAAAGACAACGGCGCGAUCACGACCAAUUUAAGCCAAAAGCAAUCGGCCGGCACGUUAUUGAAUUAUUUCAGCAAAGCACCCGUGGAUUUAAAUACUGCGGGCGUAACUACCGUCGUGGUGAAAGCCGAUGUACACGCGACCCAGAGCGAUGAUCAAUCCCAGAGCCGACCGACCAAGAGAUCGAUUAAAAUUAAACAAAUACGCAGAAGCAGGAGGAUACGCAGGAACAAAGGAUCGGAUUUCGAUUUGUCUCGAGUGGAUGACAUAAGGAUCGUAGAGUCCGAUAACGUCGAUGUUCUCGGUAACGAGGGCGGCAAACGUGACAGGCGGCAGACGAAAAGAGGUAAAUGGUCGUUGAAAGUGAAUCUUCGAGCUUCCGAGAACGUCGAGGAUACCAUUCUAGUAAGCAGCAGUAGCAGCAGCAGCAGCGAUGAAGAAAUAUUUACGGCAAGAAGGACCGGCACUGAAUUAAACAUGGAAAAUCGUAAAAAAUGUGGGACGUCAAAAAGCGUAGAUCUAAAAACUUCACCGACGACAAAGGGUAAGAAGACUGAAAAAACCGUUUCGAAGCAGGCCAACGGUGCGACGACGAAGCUGCGCAAAAAGAAAGGCGGAGAACCGACGGAGAGUAAACAGCAGGAAUUGGUCAAAGGCGAUGAAUACCAAUCGCGUCCGAUGGAACUUAUCGUUCUCGCGGAGAACAACGAUACGCAGAGUCAACAGAACGGCCAACAGUGGCCGGUUCGUGAAAACGAUCGAAGAAGGAAGGCGGCUAAGCUGGCACCUUUAUUCGCGAAACGAAAGAAGCCGGAUCCAGAGGCGAUGGCUGCACGUCGAUUAUUUUUACGACCAAAUACGACGGACACUUGUACGAAAGGUACAAAUCGGAAGAUGGGAUCCGUUUAUGGUACGUUAUCAUCGUUCCCGUUGAUAAGCCAUGUCACUCAGUUGAGCAGCCGUUCAGCCGUUUUUGACGGAUGUAAGAUUCCGAACGAGAUUCCGAAGGUGCCGGCCAAACACGUUCCACUAAUAGAUUCAAGCAAUUUUAAAGACGUGAUAGACUGGUCAAAUGGAAGGUCGUCGUCGUCGUCGUCGUCCAAGUCCAAGUCCAAGUCCAAGUCCAAGUCUGUUGAGAAACUGGCCAGACCCCCCAGGGUCUCGGAUGUAUUGGCAGAAUUAGGGAGAAAUUGUUCGAACGUGAAGGAAAUAUGGGAUGUUAUCUCUGUCAUUAAGGGAGGAUCGAACAAAACGAUCAAAUACCCAAAAUCAUCGUUGACGGGUAAAAGAAGGAAACAAUCGGAGACGAAGGAGAAGAUCGAAUCGAUCGACGAGGAACAGCUCGAGUAUUGCAGUUGGACUUACAAAUACAGGCCGAGACGUUCUGGACAAGUGAUUGGAAACGAUGAAGCUGUUAGAAAGUUGAAGGACUGGUUGAUCGGAUGGAGCGCAAUUUCUGCUGCGACGAACGGAGACAGUGGUGAUGAAUUUUACCAGUCCGACAAUAGUCGUUCGACGAGUAUCGAAAGUAAUCAAGUAGCCGUGCUGCUCGGACCACAUGGAUGCGGUAAAACGGCCAGCGUAUACGCGAUAGCCGAAGAAUUUGGUUACACCGUGUUGGAAUUAAACGCGUCGUCUAGAAGGACAGGGAAGAAACUUUCGAAGGAGUUCGAGGAAGCGACCAAAUCGCAUCGGAUCAAGAAUAAUAACGGCAAGGCAGCUGCUGUUGCUGCUGUUGCUCCUCCUACCGCUCUUUACUACGAUACGAAUUUAGAUGAAAUCGAAUCGAAGGACGUGCCACAAAACUCUCUGAUUCUUCUGGAGGACGUUGAUCUUAUAUUCGAAGAGGACGAAGGUUUCGUUUCGGCUGCCUAUCAGUUGGCGUCCAACUCGAAGCGUCCGAUCGUAAUGACUUGCAGGGACGUUUGUCCUCAUUUGAGUAAAAUGGCACCUCAGCAAACUAAAAUUCAUUUUCAACGACCCAGCGGCAACGCGGUAUCCGUUCUGUUGGAAUUGAUUUCGAUGGUAGAAACUGGUUACAGGCUGCCGAGCGAUCGUAAAAUCGAUCUAUUGCAAACCGGCGACUUACGAAGGUCUUUAUUACAACUGCAAUAUUUAUUGCUGUCCGGUCCACUAAAAAUUCUCGACAGAAGCGUCAAUUUGAAGAAUUCAUUUUGGCACAGCGUGCUGUGCAACGUAUACAAGCCGGCGAUUAAAGUAAGUAAACGGUCGAAGAAGAGGUCGAAAGCGUCGAGCAACGAAAAGAUCAAUGAUAAAAGUAUAUUAAUUGAUCUAGCUAGUAAAUUAGAUGAUAUAGCGUUAAUGUCGUCUUUGACCGACGUUCAGGACACCGCGUUGGAUCUGUCCGAAAUAAAAAUUCAACCGAACUUGUCCUUGAUCGAGGACACGUCUACGUAUUCGUCUUCUAGUGACGUGUGUCUAGAAAUAAGUGAAUGGAUAGGAAACAAAGUAAUGCGGACAGGACAGUUUAGCGACAGCGAACUACAGCUUCAUAACAAUAUCGUGCUCAGAAAACAGAUAAACAAGAACGUAGACUUAGUUUUAGCGCGUGCUACCACGUUCGUGUUGGAUCGUCGAAUUCUGGCUAUGGAUUAUCUCCCAUCUGUAAGAGCAAUAUGCAGAGCGGAGAAGUCGCGAGCCACCGCGAACAGUAAAAGGGGAAAUCGAUUCUUUCAUUAUCUUCAUAACUUGAAAGUAGCAGCAGCAAUGGCGGCGACGACGACGACGACGACGACGACGACAAUGACCGCAGCGUCGGUGUUCAAACCGAACAUUUUAACAGCAGCGUGCGACAUGAUGCACGACGCGAUCCGAGACGAUUCAGAGACGAGUCGGAGUUGAAACGACCCGAGCUUUGCGUAGCUCUGUUGCACGUAUGUGUAUAUGCACGUGUGUAGCCUGUAUUGUACAUGGACGUCAUUAGGAAAAGUUAAUCCAGUCCGGUGGAAACGUUUUUCUUUAAAUUUGGCCACGGUCUAACGAAAGUGUGAUCUGCUGUGCGACCGCCGAAGAGAACUUGCUGACGUUAAACCGGAGACGACGUAUAGCUUAUUUCUUUAUCUCUUUCUAUUUUUUGAUAAACCGAAAUCUCUGAAUGCCCAUGUAAUUUUUAAGAAAUUAAAGAGACAGUAAACGGUAAACGCUUUUGCGCGUUGCACAAAAAACUGUUCACGUGUGUGCGUUAGUAUUGGAAAAUAUUGUACAUAGUUGUGAAACGUUGAAACAUAGCAGGACGUGUGUCUGGACGAAUCGACGUCGUGUACGAUGAAUUCGAUACGUCGUGUAUCGAUGGUUUUAUAGAGUUUGAUAAUUUUUAAUAGAAAAGGAAAACGCGACGUAGAUACAGGUAGAUGUAUCGUGGUGAUACGUGUGGUACAACGUAACGUUGUCUGCCGACACCGACCGAUACAGUGAAAUCGUCUUAUGAUUAUAUAAAUAAAAAUUUAUGCUUACUGUUGA
Ceratina calcarata is the source of this 4756-nucleotide messenger RNA. It is a transcript of the gene elg1, whose product is annotated as enhanced level of genomic instability 1. The transcript is spliced from 6 exons. The coding region runs from base 371 to 4138 and encodes 1255 amino acids. Gene Ontology annotation, cellular component: nucleus. NCBI's taxonomy places the organism in Eukaryota, Metazoa, Arthropoda, Insecta, Hymenoptera, Apidae. The record is from RefSeq and is a predicted model, not a curated record. Gene Ontology annotation, molecular function: ATP binding; ATP hydrolysis activity; DNA binding.